GGGGGGGGGGGGCAAUUUAUUCAGUGCAAACAGCGGACACAGCUGAGAGCCAGCGUAUUUGCAGAGGUGCCACGGUUGAACGAGCGUGGACCGAACCAGCGUCUGAUUACCAUAAUAGGGUGCACAAGUUCGCCAGCGCGUCGGGCACGUUUUAUUUCUUCACGCGAGCAUGUAGAGCUGCCGCAGCAGGGAGGGAGCAAUUCCUUACACACACACACACACACUCAGACAGAGAGAGGAGCUGGCAGCACAUGAUCACAUAUCCUGCUAGUUCACUCAGCCGCUGGUCACAGCGUUGGGGAAUACAACACGGCGAGCGAGAGAGAUCCGAGUCACACCUGGUGUUGGGGAACGCAGAAGGAUCCGUAGACCGAAGAGAGCGAGCGAAUCUGGGGGACGUCGCUGGAAGAAAAAAAAGAGAGCCCGAGCACCGACACACCAUCUGGUAGGAAAAGAAUGCCUGAUGCCAGAGGGGACAAGUGAUCUACAUCAAAGAAGAAACUUAAAAACCGAGGAGUGAAAGCGCCACCUAACACUUCCACCACUGGCUGCACUGUGGCCACAGAUUUGAUGUGAAAAAAGCAAAAAAAAAAAAAAAAAAAACGGUCCAACAACUCCCAGUUCAAAUGGUGCCGCAGGAACUUCCGCCCUGUCAGCCCCACUUCAUGAAGGUGGAGGUCACAGGACUCAGGCUUCAACGGAGGAUUUGAAGAUCAACAAUAGACGUGAAAGAACACACUGAGCUCCAGAUUACUACAAUGGCGUCGGCAAACGUGACGAGACUCUGGACUCGGCUGGUUCUACUCUUUCUUUACUUGACGCUACACGCUGGCACGCUUCAGUUCACUGCAGCUACGAUACAAGGGUACAUUGGAGACAGGGACAUGGUUUGCCCGUCUGUAUGCAGGUGCGAUGAGGAUUUUAUCUACUGCAACGAUCGUGGCCUAAACUCAAUUCCAUCACUGCCUCCUACUGCGUCUGUCCUUUACCUUCAGAACAACCACAUAAACAAUCCAGGCUUACCCACCUCUUUGGAGCACCAGCUCUCUGUCCGUGUAGUCUACCUCUAUGAUAAUGAACUAGAUGAAUUCCCAAUGCACUUGCCACCAUCUGUGCGUGAACUGCAUCUCCAGGACAAUAACAUUCGCACCAUUCCACAGAGUGCAUUGGCUCGAAUGCCCCUGUUAGAGAAACUUCACCUGGAUGACAACUCUAUUUCUACCGUGAGCAUCGAGGACAAAGCUUUCGCUGAUAAUCCCCGGUUGCGCCUACUCUUCCUCUCACGUAAUCAUUUGUCCAGUAUCCCGUCAGGACUUCCUGCUUCUCUGGAAGAACUCCGCUUAGAUGAUAACCGAAUCUCCACAAUCCCAACUCAUGCUUUUCGAGGUCUCGGCUCACUUAGAAGUCUUGUCCUGGAUGGAAACCUUCUGGCGAAUCAGCGAAUUGCUGAUGACACAUUUUCUCGCCUUUCUAACCUAACUGAGUUAUCCUUAGUCCGUAACUCCCUCCAGACUCCACCGGUCAACCUCCCUAGCGCCCAUCUGCAGCGUUUGUCUCUACAGGAAAAUGCCAUCACCCAUAUGCCACGUGGGUCCUUAGAUGGUAUGCGCAGGUUGCAGAGACUGGACCUAUCGGGAAAUAACUUGACCACCCUGCCGAAGGGAUUGUUCAAGGACCUGGACAACCUGGGACAGCUGCUUGUGCGGGGUAACCCUUGGCACUGUGGAUGUAACUUGCGCUGGUUAUAUGACUGGCUCCUUGCUCGCGGUAACACCAUUACUGUAAGGGGUCUAACUUGCCACGGACCUGACAGAGUGCGAGACAUGGCUUUGAUAGACCUCAGCAGUGAGAUGGAGGAAUGUGAAGUGGUGAGGACAGUUGGGAACAAGGACAGAGUUGGUGUCGCCGGAAUAGACAGCUCGACAACUCAAACCCCACCACAGGGCUCUCUCUUCACCUUGCGAUCGAAACGCCCUGGUCUCAAUCUUCCUGAUUCAGGCUUAGACUAUACUCUUACUAGUAGUGGUGUUGGAAAGAGUCUCGCCCUGAAUGUGAAGGCUCUCUCUCAUAACAGUGUUCGUGUAACGUGGAGUGUUGCCCAACCAAGCUCUUCUUUCAGGCUGAGCUGGCUCCGAAUGAGCACAGGAAAUGUCAUGGGCUCAAUUACAGAGACACUGGUCCGGGGUGACCGUCGUGAAUAUCUUCUUACCUCACUGCAACCACGCUCAACCUACAUCAUUUGUAUGGUGCCCCUUUCUUCAAGCUCAGAAGGCAAAGGAGCAAUUCCUGGAGACGCUGAUUCGGAAGAAGCUCUUGUUUGUGCAAAAGCUGAAACGUCCGACCUCAGCUCACUAGAAGAAGAAGACAACGAGGAACAUUCACAGCACUUGACAACGCUGCCGUUGGCAGGGAUUAUUGGUGGGGCUUCUGCCAUUGUGUCUUUGGCUCUUAUCUUUGGCAUCUUCUGUUGGUAUGCACAUAGAACUGGUCAUUUGUGUAACCGUGACCACUACACCCGCAACAGCUCUCGAAAAAGCAAGACCUACGACGAUUACAUCGAGUCCGGCACCAAAAAGGACAAUACCAUCUUGGAGAUCCAUGGCCCAGGGUUCCAGAUGACACCUAUGGCAGCUUGUCAGCCAAUGCAGGCUAAACCGCUACGAGAGGAUUACAUCAUUCAUACCAUAUACCCCUCAAACGGCACUGGGCUUUACAAAGGUGCUGACCAGGUUACCAAUGCAGGACAUGGAACCAACCGAGGCUACAGAGAAGGAGGGAUCCCAGAUAUAGAUUACUGUUACACAUGAUGCACUGAACCGUUUCACAGUGUUGUCAGUAAACUGUAUAGAUGCACAAUUUCCCUUCGCAUGGACACUUCUGAAGCACCCCUCUGUGCCUUCUUCUUCUUCUUCUAAUCGCCCAUUCCAAAUUGCCAGUUGUUCAAUGCACUGAAAGUACUGAAUGCCAUUUACUGGAACUGGAAAUGAAUUAGGAACAGUUCUGCAGGAAGAAGUUACCUGCACCCCCCGGCUCUGGAGGCCCAGUUGACCCGUUUCUUUACCAGCCUAGUAAUGGUCGGUUAUGUUUUCUAUUCUGCUCUUUUUUCCCUGUGACGCAGGGAUAACAAAGAUUGUAUCGACUGUGGUCAACUUCAAUGUGAGCGAGUAUUGUUCUUUAACACGUGAACACAAGUGAAUUAGGUAAUUAUGAUAAACGGACAUGUUGUAUUAAUUUUUUUUUUUUUUUGUGCUCUCUGGUCAUUAACAUUACAAGGUGUUAUCAACCCACUGCUUCAAAUGCCUCAACAAUAUGUGAUGUGCCCUACCAGCUGUCAUAGGAAAGGGCUUUGUAAAGCUGUGAAUUGUUCUAUUUCCAACAAUCCAAUAACCAGUUGUCUUAAAGUAGACUUAUUAUUACCUUGAUCAUUAGCCGUCAAGUUGAAGAUCUUAUCCAGGCCUGUCAGCCUUGAUUAUACCUCUUAAGAUCCUUCCCUUGAGCUCAGCAUUGUAGUGUUGCAUCCAAAUAGUUGCAGCACAUUUGUGUAGAUAAUUUACCUAAAUACCGUCCGGACUGUGUUUGAUAUUUUCUUUUUAAAUCAGUGGUUAAUUUAGUUUUGCCAAUUCUGCACAGAUCUCUUUAU
This is a messenger RNA of Cynoglossus semilaevis (tongue sole), 3640 nucleotides long. It is a transcript of the gene flrt1a, whose product is annotated as fibronectin leucine rich transmembrane protein 1a. Bases 759 to 2807 code for a protein of 682 amino acids. NCBI's taxonomy places the organism in Eukaryota, Metazoa, Chordata, Actinopteri, Pleuronectiformes, Cynoglossidae. Gene Ontology annotation, molecular function: protein binding. Gene Ontology annotation, cellular component: plasma membrane. The transcript is spliced from 3 exons. The record is from RefSeq and is a predicted model, not a curated record.